This is a messenger RNA of Nerophis lumbriciformis (worm pipefish), 3904 nucleotides long. RefSeq names its product CD164 molecule, sialomucin (gene cd164). The record is from RefSeq and is a predicted model, not a curated record. Gene Ontology annotation, cellular component: cytoplasmic vesicle. Lineage: Eukaryota; Metazoa; Chordata; Actinopteri; Syngnathiformes; Syngnathidae.
UGUCACAUGACCUGUCAAGUAGGAAGUGUCUAGUUAGCCCUCGAGCACACAAGCGCAAGACGAAGCAAGCCCAGAAAUCACCGCCGUCUCAGUGUCGUCGUUUCUCCUGGAGAUUGAUACAUUUAACCGGUUCGAAUUAAAAGCACUAAAUUAGUCGGCCGCAGUUAUGGACGCGAAGGUGUUUUUUUUCGCCGCAGCCUUGGCUUUGAUUGGCGCAUCUGCCUCGUCAGACACAGAUGGAUGUCUCAACGUCACAUGUGCUUCUUGUGAAAGCACGAUCGACUGCCGGUGGGUCAUCUGCAAUUCAUCAAUACCUGCUUGCCGCAAUAUUACUCUUGUGGAAGCAUCAAAUGACACCUGUAGCAAUACCAGCUGCUCCGCUUUUUUGACAUCAACUGUCCAGACUUCCAAUACUCCGUCUGUUGCCCCUACCACCGCAAUCCCCCCCACCCCUGUCGUCACCGUCUCUAUCAGCAGCAGCCCUCUGCCCACCACAGAGAUCACAGCCAAUAUCACCACUGCUGCUCCAACACCCAGUGUUAACACCUCUACCACCAUCGCCACUACCACUACCACUAUCAACGCGACCACUGCAUUUAUUAAUUCCAGCACGAUACAAACUAGCGUCGCCCCGGUGACAUCUUCUCCCGCUCCCCACAAGAACUCAACCUUCGACGCCGCCAGCUUCAUCGGGGGCAUCGUGCUGGUGCUGGGCCUCCAGGCGGUCAUCUUCUUCCUGUACAAGUUCUGCAAAUCCAAGGACCGCAACUACCACACCCUCUGAAAGCACACCGCUCAUUCAAUGUCUACAAGCUCUCAGCUAAUAUUACCCCACAAAGCAAAUCAUUCCCAUACCAUUCACCCUUGCCGUGAUGGACUCAAACAGUGUUUCCAAACGCCCACAUCUUUGUGCAGCUUCUGCUUUCAGACCUGAGUGAGUAUCAGAACAUCCAUGCACGCUUUGUUUGGGUGAUUGCACAAUCUAUUCAGGAUUCAUCUGGCAGAUAUAGCUUUAAUUUGGAACCAGUGUUUGACUUCUGAAUGUAACGGCAACGGUUGAGUUCAGCCAGUUCAAUCAUGGCUUCGUUCCCUCUCCCUUACAGUUCUAUCUUGUAUAUGUUGGUUAUAGAUGAUAUAAAAGAGUUUAUCAUAUGCGCGAGGGGUUACAAUCAACACAAAUAAAAAGCCAUUUAUGAGGCGAGGUGUUUUCUCUCUAGGAGGGCUGUAGAGUUACACAUUUUGUGGUUGACUUUCUGGGCAAAGAUCAGCCAAACCAGUUGUCAAGAUAACACUGCGUAAAAGAGCAGUUAGUUGCAAUAAAACAUCAAUUCCAUUUUCUGUCUAUCAUCACCCGGUUUGGUCGUUGAGGUGAUCUUUAAAGAUUGUACAGUAUUUUUAGGAUUAUAGCUAAUGUGUUAAAUGUAUGGAAGAAGACUAAUGGGGACGGCGUGCACUUUCCGUGAUGUGGACCGUAAUUGGUGUUAAGUGCCUUUUUAAUGUCCAGUGUAGUUGAAGAGGGAAAGGAUGAUUGUAUUUGAUUGAGGCCUGAGUGUCAUUAAUAGUUUCCCAGCUGGACUGAAAAGCCUUAGUUAUUGAAGACCAUAGAACAUAAGAAGCCUUAGCAUUCAAGGCGUUAGUCCUAUUUACCAUCUAGCUGAAGCCCCUCUCCCCAGUGUAUGGAAGACCAUACCUAUGCAUGCAUGGUCUUCUCAUUCACUUCUCACCACAUCAUGCUUUCAGUUUGGGAGGCUCUAAUGCUAAAAUACUUGACUAUCGAAGGGGUUUGAGUUAUACUAAAACAAAUAUUUGUAAAUGAGAAGUGUAGUUUGGCUGCUAUUGCUGUGUGAUUUUCAUUUUGUCUCCACCCUGUGCCGAUUUGUGUCUCACUUUGAAGCUGUGAAGUUCAGGGAAGGCCUAAUGGAGUGUUGAUCUGUGUUUUUGCUUGAGAGCUUGUCGUUUAAUUGCUUUUUCAGGAUUUUGUUUGAAAAAAAUCAACAGCUUUUCUCCUAAUACUUGCAUUUAAGACUGACAUUAUUCAUACACAGGGCUGAUUUGGAUUUUUUAGGACAGACGAAAGUUUCAAAAGACUGUAAGAAGUUAUUUACGAAUGUGAAAUAUUUCCUAUUUUCACUUUUUAAUUUACUUGUUGACAAAAAGUCAAUGUCUAAAAUUAUUCUUAACAAUUCAUAUCUAAUAUUUGUAAUUUGUAGAAUGGGCCCAUGUACCUAAAAUGACUAAAGUACUGGUCUUGUUUUUUUCCCCCCAUAACAUUGACAUUUAAUUACAUUAAAUGUUUAAAAACAAACAUCAGUGAAAAGGCCAUUUGUGCUUGCUUAACUAUACAUAGAACGUAAAUAUAUCAAAUAAACCCUAAUUUUUAUUGUUAAAACGUACUAUACAUGUUCUCUAACACAACUUCUUACUCUCGUUUGUUACAUUCUUGUAACAUUUCCAGCUGAAACGAAAGUCACUCCACUCCACGUCUUCAGUUUAUGAAUAUUUAGGCUUAAUUGUAUAGCAUAUAGAUGCUCCUUUUAGAUUUCCUCCCUGAAAAACCACUUGAUAAGUCGUAAGAAGAAUGCCUUGAAACUGCAAACUACACCAAAAUCCCUCAGUUUUGGCAUAAAACUUAAGCACUGCACUGACCAGCUUCCUUUGCGUUUGUACGCUUCCUCUUAAAAGCUUGUAUAUUACGAGCAGUUUAGAAUUGGAUUCCAUCUGAAUGAUUUCUUAUACCCCGGUGGAAUUAAGCUACAACCCAAAGACGCACGCCUUAUAGCUGUGCCUCUUUUUUUCUUUCUCAUCCUCUGGCUAAAUUUGCAGAAAAAUAUUUGUUGACCGGCCACCAAGCAGUUGCUGCAUUCCUUACGGAAAACAGCAUCACAUGUUGCUGUCUGGUAUCCAAUGCAUGUCCACUGUGUGCUGCUUCUUACUCAGUCCCUUGCACAUCUUCAAGAAAAGUGCCUUAUUAUUCAGUUCCAACUUUGUCCUCGAAAUGAUAGUCAUUACUUUCACACCUGUUUAGGUAGUGUUCUCGGUUUUGUUUGCGCCACGUCACGCCCAGCCUUAACUUUAAAUCUUCUUUUGCCAUCUUGUUUGAAUGAUGCCAAAAUGGUGGACACAUUUGUUAAAUGAAGUGGUCUCUCCCCGAAUCAGUAGCCGUUUCCCAUCUCAAGUCACAUUUCCACCAAUCAGUACGGCUCAGAUCAGGUUGCUUUUCCAGGUUUUCCUCCGAUUAAAUUCACUCUGAAGGCGGGCCUUUCUGUCAACCAAUCAACGCAUGUGUGUCCAACUCCGUCCACCACAAGCAUGCUAACACAGGAUGGUUUAUGUUGGCUUGCUGCAUUUCAAGCCCUGUUUCCACAAAGCGGUACGAUUCGGGUCGGGUUUGUGUUGCUAUGGCGUGGUGUGCACUAGAUGGCGCUAGUUGCAGUAGCUACGUAGUGUGUGUUAAUGAAAUGUAAAAAUGAAGAGAAAACAGUAUUUUGUUGCCAGUCAAUUAAUGCUGAGGCUAGGAGGGGCAUUCUCUAGCAGCCAAUUAAAACAGCAGUGUGUCUAGCUCUGCUUUCUAGCAGCAUUCUAAAGUGUAGCACUCCAGCGCCAUGGAAAUGAAACCCAAUCGUAUUGCUUGGCAAAAACCUGGAAAAACAAGUAUGUGUUUUAAAUAUCCAAAAUCUUACGCUCCCGACACUUUACGUCCAAAAGCUUUCUUUGUGUCCACUGGAGUGCCAUCUAUUUGUUUUGCCUUUUUAAAGCCACAAGUGAGUGUUUUGGCUUCUCCAUGCUAUGUGGAAAUAUAUAUAUUAAAAAAAAAAAGUUAUCUAUCUCUCUCCGUGUAUCUCCUUUGUUUUCCAGUGUUGCCCUAAGUUUGAGCCUGUUCACCCAAUAAAGUUUGUUCAAUGAA